Paramecium sonneborni is the source of this 872-nucleotide messenger RNA. The record is from the annotation of a GenBank genome assembly. NCBI's taxonomy places the organism in Eukaryota, Ciliophora, Oligohymenophorea, Peniculida, Parameciidae.
GUCAAAAUAAAAUGAUAAAAUGGUUUUGCAUGAUUAUCAUCAUUAAACAAUUAUUUGCUGAUGAUUUCCAUGUUACUAUAGAGGAAAUAGAAGAAGAAAUCAGUAUUAUCUAAUUCUAUUCAGAUAGAUAAAAAGAAGAUUUACUAUGGGUCUACAGUGAGAAUAGAACAUUAAAGUUCAGAAUAUUUUCUCCAUUCACAUUUAGUGUCUUAUGGAAGUGGUUCAGGAUAGUAAUCUGUUACAGGAAUGUAGGCUGAUCAUGAUUAUAACAGCUUAUGGACGAUAAAAGAGUGUCACAAUCAACCACUUAAAAAAUAUGGUAUUUAAUACGUGUAUUGUUUAUAGAUGAUCAAAUAAAAUGUGGAGAUUGCAUAAGAUUAGAACAUAUGCUCACAUUUAGAAAUUUACAUUCUCAUCCUCAUCAAGCUCCUUUUUCUGGAAACUAAGAAGUUUCUGCAUAUGGAGAUAAUGGAAAUGGAGAUUCAAGUGAUAAAAUUUUAAUAUUAUGAUUAGGUGAUGAUUGGAUAUUGGAAUGUAUUGAUAAUAAGAAUGGAGAUGAUUUUUAAGCAUCAAUGUGGUUUUAUUUGAAACAUAAAAUAACAUCAAAAUACUUAAGAACUAAUAAAAAAGAUAAUUUCAAUUAACGAAAUUGUGGAUAUCAUUGUCCAAUAGAAGGUUAACUUGAAAUAAGUGCCUAAGUAGCUAAAAAUGCAGAUGCUAAAUGGAAAAUUUAUUCAGGAUUAUUUUAUCAGCAACCUUAAAGAAUUGAAGAUGAUUAUGAUUAAGAUGGUAGUAGACAUUGUAAUUCUUAUGGUUAAUGUGAUGAUAUAGAUGAUGAUGAAUUUGAGACUGUUGUAUAAAAAGACUUGUGA